Molecule: messenger RNA, 963 nt
Organism: Physcomitrium patens
Lineage: Eukaryota; Viridiplantae; Streptophyta; Bryopsida; Funariales; Funariaceae
Source: RefSeq, a predicted model, not a curated record
GAUCAAAUACUUGUAGUUUACGAUGCAAAAAUUCCCACCAUUUUGUUUUCUGUAGCACCAGAAAAUGCCAUCCGUUGUUGUCAAUUGGUAGAGCACAUUUGAAGCUCGUCGGUGUGGUUCGAGGAUUGCAAAUAUAUGUUCGAAGAGGAACAAGGAGUGAUACGUUUAUUUGAAGUUUUUCGAGGGGAGUUUUGUUGCGGAAAUUGAAUUGUAGGAUGAGAGGAGGAUUAUGGCAGAUGCGAUGGCCGGUUGUCAUGUUUUGAGGAACGUGAAGAGCUCAUCGUUGCUGCUGCUACUGCAGUUUCAACAUGUCAAGGGAAGGAGACGCGAGAGUUGCAAAGUGAGGAUUGUAAGUGGCAGAUUUCGAAGCUGCUUAACAAUCGGGCGUGAGAGGAGGAGCGCUCUUAAGUCGUCGGAAGCUGUCACUCUGCUCCUGAUUUCUCAGCUCCGUGGGAUACAAUCGUUGUCAACCUCAAGACACUCCUUGUGCCGGAGAGGACAUGCACCCCUGAAUAAUGUUGUAGCCAGGGAUUUCUAUUCACCUGAGGAUGGUGUGUUGCUAACACCUUAUAAGUGAUUUCCUCGGAGCUCAGCGAUCCCUUGAUUUGUGUUUGUGUCUCGCUGAUCAAUCACAACCUCUAGAGAGAAUGCAGAGAUUGAUGUCUUGUUGCUUUUAGUUGACAGUUUGAUACGCCUAAAGGUUCAUGCAACGAAAUUCUUUACUGCAACUUUUGAUGAUGCCGCUUAGAUUGGAUCAUUCUAGUCACGACUGCACCAAAUGGUUGUUACGAAGUCGGAGCUCAUUCGCUGCUUCUCAUAAAUCAUUCCAGUGAUAUGCUAUUGUGUUGAAAAGUUGCUUGUUUUGUUUUUUGUUUUUUGUUUUUUUCUAUUCCUGAUAGCUUUCGUUGAAUUCAUUGAUAAGCGUUACAACAGAAAAAAACUCUAAUUGUUUGCUCUGCUGGC